Messenger RNA from Sycon ciliatum, 1926 nucleotides. RefSeq lists its product as uncharacterized. NCBI's taxonomy places the organism in Eukaryota, Metazoa, Porifera, Calcarea, Leucosolenida, Sycettidae. The coding region runs from base 1 to 1926 and encodes 641 amino acids. The record is from RefSeq and is a predicted model, not a curated record. The transcript has a single exon.
AUGAAACAGGUUUCGAUCAGCACCCUCAACGGAGCAGUGGAGUCUUUCGAGUCAAUGCCAGUGGAUCUGCUGGUAGAGAGUGUAGAUGGCAAGUACAUCAGUCCGUUCUCAGCCAUCACAACUAGUCACGUCACAGGCACACUGAAACCGUACGAUUGGACCGUCGAGUCAAGUCAGUACCAUCAUCUGCUGGACAUACCCUUCGAACAGCCAGCAACUCGCCAGAUUGAUAUGCUGAUUGGCUUGGAUCAUGCCGAGCUUCACUACUCUCUGGAGGAGGUGAGGGGUGAUCAGGGAGAACCGGUGGCGAGGAGAACCGCGCUAGGUUGGACCUGUGUUGGACCUGUGAGUGGAAGCUCAGAUCAUCACCGCACUCACUUCAGCAGAGUCGAUGACGGUAAUCUGGAGAUGCUGGUCCGGCGUAUGUGGGAGGUGGAAGAGCCUCGCCGACAGAGCCCGCUUGCAGCAAAUGACCGACAAACUCUUGCAGAUGCAGAGGCAGCAACAAAGUACUGCAACGGCAGGUACACCGUCAAGCUGCCUUGGAAGAGAAGCCCGCCAGAGGAGAACGUUAGCUACGAGAUGGCACUGAAGAGACUGCGCUCGACAGAGAAACGCCUCCACAAGGAACCAGAAGUAGCAAAGGAGUACUGCCGUGUACUGCAGCAUCAUGUGAACGCUGGAUACGUGACUGCAGUAAAGCUCGAGUCAACAGGUGGUUGGUACCUCCCGCACUUUCCAGUCACCAGACCAGAUGCAACAACAACUAAAGUGAGGGUGGUCUUUGACGCAUCAGCCAAAUGCAAAGGAGCAAGCCUGAACGACUACCUCCACCCAGGACCGAAGCUGCAGAGAGAGCUACCGCACAUAUUGCUGCGAUUCAGGGCAAAGCCAGUUGCUAUCGUGGCCGAUGUAGCAGAGAUGUACCUCCAGAUCGAGCUGUCUGAAGAUGAUCAGAAAUUUCAUCGUUUUCUGUGGCGGGACUUGGAUGCGUCAAAGGAGCCAGUCGCCUACCAGUACCAACGGGUGGUGUUUGGCGUGAAUUCGUCCCCAUUCCUAGCGCAAAUGGUGUCUCAGAAACAUGCUGAGCAGCUAAAAGAAGAUUUCCCACGUGCUGCAGAAGCGGUGUUGAAGUCGACUUAUAUGGACGACACUAUGGAUUCCACCGACGAUGACAAGGAUGCCAUCAAACUGUACCAGGACCUGAGUGAGCUGUGGCACCGUGCCGGAAUGCAUCCUCGCAAGUGGAUUUCGAACAGCACCGAGCUACUCCAACUGAUCCCACCGGAAGAUCGUGCCAAGCAGGUGAAUAUUCAGGAUAGUAUUCUGCCGUCAACCAAAGCGCUUGGUGUGCAGUGGGAUGCAGAGACGGAUGUCUUUACGUUCAGGUGUCGAGCACCAAGUUACUCAGUCCUGACCAAGCGGACCUUUCUGAAGAUUCUGGCGACUCUGUUCGACCCGCUGGGGUUCGUCUUGCCCUUCGUGAUGAGUGGCCGCAUCCUGUUCCAGGAAAUGUGGGUCGAUGGUAUUCAGUGGGAUGAGCCACUGCAAGAUGAUCUACAUGCCCGAGCAGUGCAAUGGUGUGAUGAAUUCGAGAAGCUAGAAGCCGUGGCUGUGCCCCGUUGUUUGAGACUGUCAAACACAGAAGCGAUCACUGCCACGGAACUGCACGUCUUCAGCGACGCAUCGCAAGACGCAUAUGGAGCAGUCGCCUACCUCCGUCACAGCUACGAAUCCGGGGCUGUGACCUGUCGCCCGGUGGCAAGUAAAGGCAAGGUAGCUCCGAUAAAAAGCACCAGCAUCCCGCGUUUGGAGCUGACUGCGGCGGUAGUUGCAGUAGAUUUGGCUGUGUCAGUGGGUGAAGUGCUGGCUAUACCCGAGAGCAGUUGGCAUUGGUGGACGGAUAGCAUGAACGUCUUGUGGUGA